This is a messenger RNA of Trypanosoma theileri, 1644 nucleotides long. RefSeq lists its product as uncharacterized. The record is from RefSeq and is a predicted model, not a curated record. The transcript has a single exon. Bases 1 to 1644 code for a protein of 547 amino acids. NCBI's taxonomy places the organism in Eukaryota, Euglenozoa, Kinetoplastea, Trypanosomatida, Trypanosomatidae.
AUGGCGAGACUAAUGGAUAACACCAUCGCGAGUUAUAGUACGAUUGGCGUGGCUACAACAUUAGGGUGGGAGAAUGAUGAGUGUGCGAGAACGUACAUGCAACAGCUCCAGAUUCGGGGACAUGCUAUUCUUUCCGCACAUCGUUGGAAAAUUAAGCAUUUAAAAGAAUUUUAUCCUCGUAGUGCACGAUUACUUGGACUUAAUGUAAACAAAGGAGAUGAGGUAUGUGUUCGAUUUCGUGCGCCAGGAUCGAAACAAACUUUUCUUCCUUUCCAUGAAGUAUUGUGCACCUUAAUACAUGAGAUUGCACACUGUAAAUACUCUAGACAUGACAAAUACUUUUGGCAAUUGUACGCCGAAUUGGCUGUGGAGUGUGAGCGAUUGGAGUUUAGCAUGACCUCAAGGAUAAUGACAGAACCCACAAAUCGGCAUCCGCGUUUUAUUGAACGUAAUAGACUGGGAGAAUUGCUACCCACUACAUCUUCUAUUCGCAGUAAUCCUGUAUUGAUGAGACACGUACUUGUAGAUGAAGCACAAAGGCGUCUUGAAAUGAAUCAACGAGGAGAGCGGGAUGGAUGUACGCGUGAUCACGCACCCAUUAACACUAAUACUAACAAUAGUAAUGUGUUAGAUGAGAAAAAUUGGAUUUGUCAACGGUGUGGUAAUUCAAAUACUUUUGGAAUUACCGUGUGUGAUUUUUGUUCUGAUAUAUUGGGUCUAGGUGAAAAUGAAGAAGGUUGGGAUUGUAGACGAUGUGCAUUUCAUAAUUAUUGUAAUUUGCAAUAUUGUGAAGCUUGUAAUUGUACUCGACGAGUACCCCCGCAAUCUUCAGUGUUUCGGGUUCACAAAAUUGGGGUAUUAACAGAAUUUGUAGACAAUUUCUCUGCUUGUGCUUUACUGGGACGUUUGGCGGAUGCACUCGAUCCCUUACUGCACGAACGUCAAUGGCAAGUGGAAUGUCUCUCAGAGUUUUACCCGCCAACAAUGAAUGUAAUGUCGCAAAGUGAAGUAAAAAAUACUUCAGGAAGUCUUGUAGUGAAAGUUCGUCUACGAUCACCGAAUAUAUCUUCAGAGAUGUUGCCAACAGCGUAUGUGUAUAGUGCUGUGAUGCAUCAGUUAGCUCAUAUGAUGGAACGUAAUCAUGGUGUAUUAUUCUUUAGAGCCUGGCUUUCAUUGCUGCAGCACGGUCUUUUAAGUGAGGAAGCACAAGUUGUAUUAUCAAUGGGAAGUGACGUUAGGUCAAGUUUAAGUUGUUUUACUCAACAGUUGCGUAUUUUUUCUGAAAAUAACGGAGGUGAUGCGGGUAGUCUCUCACAAACGCGUCCUUUUGUGUACAAUCUUCUUUGUGCAGAUUGUGGGACCGCCGUAAAACGUGAGAGAUCUCUCACAACUGCUGAAGUGAUAGUGGGAACGCCGUUGAACUCUAAGAAAUCACUUAGACGAUGGAUGUGUACACGGUGUAGUUUUCUUAAUCAAAUUGGUGGGUUUCUCUUUUGUGAGAUGUGUGGUGCGUCCCGUUCACUGUGCACACCAACCAAUGGUGACAAGUUAAGUGGAUCUCAGGAAGAGCCUGUCAUAAUUGUGGACGAUGAAGUGGAGGAGUUACGGUCAGUUAACAGCGAUGACGUGGUGGUAGUGCUUUAA